UAGAGGCUGGGAGGCGGGGCCUGCGCGGGUGUUAGGUUAGCGCGAGGCGUGACCUAGUUGACAGGCUCUGAGGUGCUGCUGUGGUGGCUGCCGCGGGGCUGAGGCAGGUGGGAGCCGGAACCGAGUGCGUACAGAGGGAGGAGGGCGGCGACUGGAGAGCGGCGAGCGGCGCGGGACCCGGAGCCUCUUCCACUUUUUCCCUCCCGAGCGCCCCCUCCCACCCCUCCCACUCCGCAUACACCCUGUUUGCCCGUGAGCCUGGGGAACUUGCAGCUUAAAGCCAGCCACCCCCACAGCAACAUGUACCCCAGCAACAAGAAGAAAAAGGUGUGGAGAGAGGAGAAAGAACGUUUGCUGAAGAUGACCGUAGAGGAGAGACGCAAAGAAUACCUAAGGGACUAUGUUCCCUUGAACACCAUCCCAUCAUGGAAAGAGGAGAUGAAGGGCAAGAGUCAAAAUGAUGAAGAAAACACUCAGGAAACAUCACAGGUGAAGAAAAGUUUGAGUGAAGAAGUUUCUCUCUAUAGAGGUGACAUCACAUUGCUAGAGGUAGAUGCUAUAGUCAAUGCUGCAAAUACCAGUCUUCUUGGAGGUGGAGGUGUGGACGGCUGUAUUCACAGAGCAGCUGGCCCCUGUUUGGUCGCUGAAUGUCGUAACCUGAACGGCUGUGAAACUGGACAUGCAAAAAUCACGUGUGGCUAUGACCUGCCUGCAAAAUAUGUUAUCCAUACCGUAGGACCAAUAGCCAGAGGCCAUAUUAAUGGUUCCCACAAGGAAGACCUUGCAAAUUGCUAUAAAUCAUCUCUGAAACUGGUGAAAGAAAAUAACAUCCGAUCAGUUGCAUUUCCCUGCAUCUCAACAGGCAUUUACGGUUUUCCAAACGAGCCUGCUGCAGUCAUCGCCCUCAGCACCAUUAAGGAAUGGCUGACCAAGAAUCAGCACCAGGUGGAUCGGAUCAUCUUCUGUGUCUUCCUAGAAGUCGACUUCAAAAUCUACAAAAAGAAAAUGAGCGAGUUUUUCCCUGCAGAUGAUAAUAAUGAAGAAGAAGACAUUGACAUGAAAGAAGAUUCAGAGGGGUUAGAGCCAAAAGACCGCUCUCCACCCCACAAGAAGAGCAAAGCAAAGAAGCCAGAAGGUUCCAAGGACGCUAGCAAGGAUGAGAACGGUCCACAGGAAAAGCCAAGUGCCAAAGAAGUGGAAGGGCAGGGCCAAGAAGCAGAUGGUGCCAGCACUGCCCCCGUGCCCAGCCCUUCUUCAGAAGAGGCAGCUGAAGUCUGUAAAGAUGAAGAUUCUGCAAAGGAUGACAAUAUUACAGAAGAAAAUGAAGUAACAGAUCAUUCUACAUGUGGCCAAGAUCAUCCCAAUGGACAAAAGAAUGAUUCAAUGAAGAAUGAAAUAAACAUUGAGGCAGAGUCCCAGAGCUCAUAUAUGGAAACAGAAGAGCUUUCAUUGAACCAAGAAGAUAUCACGAUCUUGGAGCAGCAAGAAGUGAUUCCACUAACAGAUGACCAAGAAGGAAAAGAAGGUGAAAAAGCGCAAGGCGAGGACACACCUAGAGUUCCUGUGAAAAGCGAAGGCUCUGGUGACACAGAAAAUUCUACAAGUCCUGAUGUUGAAAUGAAUAAUCAGGUUGACAGUGUAAAUGACCCAACAGAGAGUCAGCAAGAAGAUUAAUAGGGGCACAAGAUGAAGCAAAGGAACAAAGAAAUGGAAGUAAAUGACAGUCCUCAGCAUUGCAGGCCUCCCGGGCCCCGGGGGGCGGGGGGGGGGGUGGUGGUGGUGGAAAAAGACACCUGCGUGCCCUGUGGGGGAGGGGGGGGAGGCGAGUCCCACGGAAGGAUGGGGAAUCCUUUGCUCUAAUUUCUCCAGCCGCAUUUUGUUCUGUUUACCGGCAGAAAGAGAAAGAAAAAAGGGAAAAAAAAAAAGUUUUAUUUGGUGGGGGGACCCACAUGAAUGCAUCUUUCAGGCACUAUUCCUGUCAUUUCUGUCUUUUCUCUCACGACUCUGCCCCAGGGUCCCAGUGGCACGUGUGACAUACAUGUGUAUCCUGGCUCCUGUCUGCUUUCUCAGUUAUUUCACAAAGCUGGUUGGUACAGUGGUUUCUUCCAAGAAAGAGAAGGAAGGUGACUGUUUGGUAAGCUGCAGGCUGCAUUUCAGGAACCAUCAAACCCUGUAUUAGAAUCCAUGGAUGAAGGAGGCAGGAUAGAAGAUGGGCAAAACCAUCAGAAAUCACUUGGAAAAAGGUCAGGACGAUGAGUUAAAAAUGGUGUUUUAUUCCGGGAUUCCCAAGGUACAGUGUUGUUCCGUGUGGUUGUCAGGAGGAUUGUGGAAGUAGAGUUUAAUCCGGAGCAGAGCGUGGAGGCAUCACAAGGAAGGUGGGCCCUGGAUGCUGUCGGGUCUUCCUUGGUAGAGGACGGCAGGUGAGUUCUUCUCUGACACCAACUUUCAGCAGAGCUCACCUGGUUCAGGAGGUCUUUACUGGGUGCUUCACAUGGAGCCCCCCUGGGAGACGUAUGUAACUCCUUGUGACACAACUGUAUGGGGUGGUACUUCUCUAGGCAUUUUAGUUAAGAGACAGGGGGCUGCUGCAUUUAGGAUCCAAGCAUCCGCCUAUGAAUAUGAAAAGUUCCACUUGAAAUCUCUCUUUAUAGAUAGGCUUCUCAUAAAAGAACGUCUUGUCUUCACCCAAGGACUGAUGACCCACAGAGCAGAUUCUCACUUGAAGUUAGAGGCGAUUAGAGGUCUUGCUUGUAGUUCUGGCUUCCUGGUUUGCUUUUACACGCUGUGUUUUUGUUCAUGCUGAGUCCAAGACUAACUUGAUGGCUAGUCCCCUCUCCCAGAGCACACUGAAGGAGAGUAGCAGUACUAAUAAGCCAAGAUGUCAGUGAUACGGUGGGCAUGAGGGGUGAAGGGCCCAGGAGGAAGUUAGAAGUCGUCACAAAUGUCUAUCCUAGGGCCAACGUGGACAGAAGCCUCAGGACGCAAGACACCUGCUUCCCACAGCCUCCCCGGCUCUGAGACCAAUCUGUUUGUUUCUGUGACAACUCGCACUAUUUCUUCCAUAUCGUCUUAAAUCCACCUUCCUUAUGAGGGCUUUAGAACUAUAAGUAAGUUAGCUGCAUAUUUUUUCUUUGUAGAGGGAGAAAAGCAAUGGCGAGCGUUUCUACCAUAAAAGGGUGUUCUGCUUUCUAAAUAUUCCAUGGAGUUCUUCAGUUUUGCUCUUUCCUCUAAAGAAAAUUCACCUUAUCUUCCUAUGAAUUUUGUUUUGGCCUUUCUGAAUUUGUUGCCUCCCUGGAUGGCUUAUUUGGUCUAUUGGAAUAAGUUGCCUCUCUGGAUGGCUUAUUUGGUCUAUUGGAACAAUUAACAAGUUGUAUUUCUACCUGUGUAAUAUGUUUUAACACCCUCAGUUUUUUAAGCUGCUCAUCAACCUAGCAGCAACAAUAUUUAAGUGACCUCAUGAUUUCAGAACAUGCUAAUUUCCCCUUCUGCCAUUAUUCCACGGUUUGAUACAGAAACUGUUAUGUCCUCUACUGCCAUUAGACAUCGCUUUGUAGAAAAACAAGGAAAAGCCUCGUUUUCAAUAAUCCAGGAAAUGAUGCCAUGGGAAUACUGACAGUUUCUAGAUUUCAUGUCAUCUUUUUUUUUUGCGGUACGCGGGCCUCUCACUGUCGUGGCCUCUCCCGUUGUGGAGCACAGGCUCCGGAUGCGCAGGCUCAGCGGCCAUGGCUCACGGGCCCAGCCGCUCCGCGGCAUGUGGGAUCUUCCCGGACCGGGGCACGAACCCGCGUCCCCUGCAUCGGCAGGCGGACUCUCAACCACUGCGCCACCAGGGAAGCCCUCAUGUCAUCGUUAUAACUUAACUGAAAGUCGCCAUCAUUCUUGUGAAGUACUUGACAAGCACAAUCUUCUGGGAGCACAUUUUCCUAUGACUCCUAAGCAUUAGUGCUACUCGUGCUCAAUAAUGAGUUAAGUUGAAAAGUACAGGAGGAGGCAGGAAGGAUGGAGAUUUUCUUUAACGGACAAAGAUGAAAGAGACCUAAUGUCUCUGGUAGGAACAGUAGGGAUCAGAAUUACUUCAGUCCUGGUGUUGCCUUUGACAUCAAUGAUAGCCAUUCAUUCAUUUUCAAUGUGGGUGGGGUAGGAAUGAGAGGAGGGAGGGCUCUGCCUGAAAACUAUAGAAAAAGAAAGUCAGCUCUGUAUCCAGGAAACUGAGUGAGGAGUAAGUAUGAUCAGUCCCACUCUUGAAUUUGUUUACACUUGACUUUAUGAUUAGAUUGUGUUUUCAUUUUUGCCUCAUUAUGAUUUUGGGUUGCUAUUUGGUGGUAAGAUUUUAUGCUUUAGGACAAAUAAUGAAGUGAAUUUCCAUUUCAAUAGUAAAAUAUUAAAAAUCUAGCUCUUGGCCAGAUCGAAGACACCCACGACACAGGAAACCAUUAUUUCAGUGGUGCUGUCAUUGCACAGACUGUACAAUGGAAAGUUUGAAAGGCUGAUUGAAUUCUCCGGAACAUGAAUUCUGUAUGUCAGUUUCCAACCACAAUCCAGCCAGGCUAGGUGGUAUGAGGGUUUACAGGACGGAGAGUGGGACCAAGGUAGGCUUUCCACAUAAUAGAUCUAAUUAAAAAGGUACUUGUUUUAGGAGAGACAAAGGAUGUGUCCUCUAGCUGGUAACUAUUCAGACGAUGGACAAGCCUUCUUUCGUAAAAGCUUACAAAGGCGGUGUCCAAAACACGGUCUAUGAUACUGGGUCACCUGUUAGUCAUCGCAGCUAAUUGUACAUCUUUCUAUGAAACACUGAAAAGCCUCUUUGUGAAUUAAUACAGUUCUGCUUGAUGCAGUUGAUUUGAAAUGACAUUUCUCUGUAUGUGGUGCAUGUCGGCUUUGCUUUGACAAAUAACAAAGUUAGCAGAAUAUGUUCAAUAUAUUUUCUUGGGGAAUAGGGUUUUUAUCAUAUGAUUCAUUAAGGAUUUGCCUUACCCUGACAUUUGUGAUAUAAAGGAAAAUCAGAAAAAAAGUAAUUUUCUUGAUCAAGAUAUGUUUUUACUUAAUGCAAAUAAAUGUAGUCUGUUGCUUGCAAGGGAAAAAAUAAUGUCUUCUGAGAUCUGGUAUAAACUGCUAAAUAGAAUAAUAUGUGCCUCUUUUGUUAAACCAGCAUUUAAAUACUGGACUGCUUCUAAAUACGUUUGUUUCUUUUCAUGUGUACCAUACACUAAAAAACUUAAACAACUGUUGCCUUCAUACUAUAUUUGUUAGAGCAGAAUAUGAAUAAAAUUUGUUUGAGAAGAUAAGGUGGAA
Globicephala melas (long-finned pilot whale) is the source of this 5292-nucleotide messenger RNA. RefSeq names its product mono-ADP ribosylhydrolase 2 (gene MACROD2). NCBI's taxonomy places the organism in Eukaryota, Metazoa, Chordata, Mammalia, Artiodactyla, Delphinidae. The record is from RefSeq and is a predicted model, not a curated record.